CCCAAAAACGAUCAGAACUUCAAACGAAUCAAACUUGAGUUCGUCAAUUGAUGUCCGUGGUUCCGCCGAACUUUCUAGACCUUCUUUAUUUGUCCGUAAAGCUUUGCACGUUCAUUGGUGUCCAAUUAACCGAGAAACCGAAACCGCUCACCAUUUGUUUGACAGAAUGCUUCUAUCAACCGAAGCCGCCGAAGUUUCUACGGGAAGUGGAGAAGUUUUAGCAAGACUAGUGGUUUUGGGGACACGCAAGCAAAUGUUUUGUAACGGAAAUCCUGAAAAGCUUUUGAAGGACAAUCCCUAUCAAAAUCAAGAACUCCCUCAGUUGUAUGAAUCAGAUCCUAAUAAGAAGGCCAUAGGUUUUUGCACAGAAGACCUAGUCUAUAUGGAGAAGAUUAAGGAGUUGCAGGAUUACCUUGAAAAGGUAAAGAACAUGGUGAAGCCAGGUUGCUCACAAGAAGUGCUGAAGGUUGCCUUGAGUUCUAUGUCCUCACUCGUCAACUUCCUCUCCUCCAUGUCCACCAGACCAAAGCUUCAUGCUUCACUCUAAAGGUUGUUAGGUAGUUAGUUUGUAAUGUUUCUGGUCUUUGACUACUCACCUGUUAUAUAAUGGCACCUGCAGAGACACCCCACAGGUACAUACAUGUGCGUGUAUUUAUUCAACAAAGUACCAUGUUAGCUCAAAUUCCAUUUCAAAUGAGGUGUUUCACGUAAAAUAUUUAAUUGAAACAGGUGGUGAAUAAUGGAGACAAAGUUCGAAUUCAUGACAUUUGCUC
Messenger RNA from Alnus glutinosa, 773 nucleotides. Its product is annotated as pyrophosphate--fructose 6-phosphate 1-phosphotransferase subunit alpha-like. The record is from RefSeq and is a predicted model, not a curated record. Lineage: Eukaryota; Viridiplantae; Streptophyta; Magnoliopsida; Fagales; Betulaceae. The transcript has 4 exons. Bases 167 to 547 code for a protein of 126 amino acids.